AUGGCUUCCCUCGACGACAAGUCCAGAGCGCUUCUCCAGAAGGCCUACCCUCAGACCCCCGAGCUCGAGGGUGACAUGAUCAAGCUGUCGCAGUCGCUCUUCCCCAAGGCCGAGGUGCGUAGUCAUCCGAAACACAACAACACAACAUCUGACUUUGUUCAAUCANNGUACUCGACCAACGAGAAGACCGAGAUUGAGCAAUGGCUCAUCACCUCAUCCCACAUUGCCUCGUCCACCGAGGACGCUGCUAAAACUGCCGAGCGUCUGUCUUCGCUCAACACCCACCUCAGCACUCGCACAACUCUCCUCGGCUCCAAGCCUUCGGUCGCCGACAUUGCUCUCUACGCACGUGUCGCUCCUGUCAUUGCUUCCUGGUCGGACGAGCAGCGCACCGGCGAGCAGGGAUACCACCACAUUGUCCGUCACGCAGACUUUGUCCAGAACUCUCCUCUCUUCGCUCUGAAGGUCGAGGAUUCCGAGAAGGUCAAGAUUGACCAGGACAAUGUCAUCUUCAAGAUCAAGCCCAUUGACUUGAAGGCCGAGAAGGAGCGCAAGAAGAAGGAGAAGGAGUUGGCUGCCCAGGGCGCGACCAGUGCUGCCAACGCCGGUGCAACCGUCACAUCGGCAGCUGCUCCCGAGGCCCAGCAGAAGUCGGUCGCCGAGAAGGCUACUGAGCAGGCUGAGAAGGUCAAGGGACAGGCCAAGACUGCUGGUGAGAAGGUCGCCGAUGCUGUCGGAGCCGAGACUCCUGGCGUGAGCAAGAAGACCGAGAAGAAGGCAAAGAAGGAGAAGGCUCCCAAGCAGCCCAAGGCCCCCGCCGCACCCGAGAAGCCCUUCUCGCCCGCCCUCAUCGAUCUGCGUAUCGGCCACAUCCUCAAGGCCAUCCGUCACCCCAACGCCGACAGCUUGUACGUCUCCACCAUCAACGUCGGCGAUGCUCCCGGCACCGACAACACCGAAGAGUACGAGGGCCAGACCUGCCGCACCGUCUGCUCUGGUCUCAACGGUCUCGUUCCCCUCGAGGAGAUGCAGAGCCGCAAGAUCGUCACAGUCUGCAACCUCAAGCCCGUCACCAUGCGCGGCAUCAAGUCUUGCGCUAUGGUCCUUGCCGCCUCACCACGCCUCAAGGAAGGCGAGGAGGACCACCACGGCGGCCCCGUCGAGCUCGUCAACGUCCCCGAAGGUGCUGUCGCCGGCGACCGCGUCUACUUUGACGGCUACGAGGGCGAGCCCGAGUCCGUCCUCAACCCCAAGAAGAAGAUCUGGGAGGCCUUCCAGCCCGGCUUCACCACCACCGAUAACCUCGAGGUUGCCUUUGAGGUUUCGGCUGUGCCUCAGCUUACCGAGAAGGGCGAUAGCGGUGUUAGACAACUCAAGACCAAGUCUGGUGUUUGCACUGUCAAGUCGCUUGCUGGCGCCACUGUCCGAUAA
Messenger RNA from Aureobasidium uvarum, 1431 nucleotides. The record is from the annotation of a GenBank genome assembly. Lineage: Eukaryota; Fungi; Ascomycota; Dothideomycetes; Dothideales; Saccotheciaceae.